CUCUGGUUCAUUUCUGCAGUUGGUCCGGUGGUGACAGUAGCUCAGACUAGCCAGGAGGUAGUUGUAGGAGAGUCUGUGGCUCUGAACUGUUCUGCUGAGGGCAGGCACCUCCCACUGGUCUCCUGGACAACUCCAGCUCCAGCCAGCAGUGGCCACAUCGACAUCUCUUAUAGUCCCGUGAAUGAGACCUUUGCCACCUCUAAUCUCACUAUCUCUGCCACCCUGCCAACUGACAAUGGGACCUACUACUGUACUGGACACAACAGCCUUGGGAAUGAUACUCAGUCCAUCUUCCUUCAAGUAUUAGAACCGGCUGAGAUCAUCGCCCAUUCUGCAAACACGUCA
Messenger RNA from Geodia barretti, 345 nucleotides. The record is from the annotation of a GenBank genome assembly. NCBI's taxonomy places the organism in Eukaryota, Metazoa, Porifera, Demospongiae, Tetractinellida, Geodiidae.